AUGAAGUAUCACGUCCUUUCAAUACUCAUUCUUUUUUCGUUAAAAUUAUCAACUAGAGCAUCUUUGAGUAUUGAAAGUUCAGAGCGCGAAGAGGGACAAGCUAGAAUUCUUUAUGGGGAAAUACCCAAAAUAUACGAACAGCCCUAUUUAGUGGACCUUGUGGUCGUUUUUAACAAUGGAAAAAUAAAAAAUUGUGCCGGAGCUUUGGUCUCAGAAAAAUACGUCCUCACAGCUGCUCAUUGUAUUAAGAAUUCAAAGGACAUUUGGUCCGUGAACGUAAUCUAUGGUACCCUCAAUCUUAAAGACACUGACAAACCAUACCAAACAACUAAUCAAACUAUCGUACACCCUUUGUAUGAGGUCAGUAAUGAUGGGUUUGCCCGAAACGAUAUUGCAUUAGUUAAAUUGCUUAAGCCAGUACGCCUAAGCAGACAAGUAGGAUUGAUAAAAUUGCCAGACAAAUCACAGGUUAAGAAGAGAUUUAAGGGAGCUAAAGCUGUAGUUGCCGGCUGGGGGCUUACAGAAAAUGCUACCAAUUCGUUCGUUUUGAAGAAAGCAAUCGUUACAGUCCCGGAAGAUGACUUACUAUGUAGAGGACCCAAAUACUUGAUUUGUGCCUUCGGAAAAAAAGACCAAACGCCGUGUUCCGGCGAUUCUGGAUCGCCUCUAGUUUGGAGAAAAAAAUUUAUAAUCGGGAUUUUAUCCAGCGGUAAUUGUUUGAGCGAGUCUUACUAUACCCGAGUGACUAUGUAUUUGGACUGGAUAGCGAAAAAUAGCGAUGUAAGAAUUAAACAAUAGAAAUAAAGGAUUUUAUUAUU
Sitophilus oryzae (rice weevil) is the source of this 818-nucleotide messenger RNA. RefSeq names its product granzyme F-like. Gene Ontology annotation, molecular function: serine-type endopeptidase activity. Gene Ontology annotation, biological process: proteolysis. The record is from RefSeq and is a predicted model, not a curated record. The coding region runs from base 1 to 798 and encodes 265 amino acids. NCBI's taxonomy places the organism in Eukaryota, Metazoa, Arthropoda, Insecta, Coleoptera, Curculionidae. The transcript is spliced from 3 exons.